This is a messenger RNA of Sciurus carolinensis (gray squirrel), 5607 nucleotides long. RefSeq names its product mitogen-activated protein kinase 1 interacting protein 1 like (gene Mapk1ip1l). The transcript is spliced from 4 exons. NCBI's taxonomy places the organism in Eukaryota, Metazoa, Chordata, Mammalia, Rodentia, Sciuridae. The coding region runs from base 141 to 878 and encodes 245 amino acids. The record is from RefSeq and is a predicted model, not a curated record.
CUGCCGCUGCUGUUGCUAGUGUUGCUAGUGUUGCUGCCGCCGCUGCCGUCAGUCAAGCUGCGCCUGAUCCUUCAGCGUCUAUUUCCCUCAGAACGAUCGCCGCUGCUACAUCCUGCUGCGGGCUCGAUCUUGCCAGGAAAAUGUCUGAUGAAUUUUCGUUGGCAGAUGCGCUACCUGAACACUCCCCCGCCAAAACCCCUGCUGUGAGCAAUACAAAACCUGGUCAGCCUCCUCAGGGCUGGCCAGGUUCCAACCCUUGGAAUAACCCAAGUGCUCCACCUUCUGUGCCAUCUGGACUCCCACCAAGUGCAACACCCUCCACUGUGCCUUUUGGACCAGCACCAACAGGAAUGUAUCCCUCCGUGCCUCCCACCGGACCACCUCCAGGACCCCCAGCACCCUUUCCUCCUUCUGGACCAUCAUGCCCCCCACCUGGUGGUCCUUAUCCAGCCCCAUCUGUGCCAGGCCCUGGCCCCACAGGGCCCUAUCCUACACCAAAUAUGCCCUUUCCAGAGCUACCUAGAGCAUAUGGUGCACCCACAGAUCCAUCUGCAGCUGGUCCUUUAGGUCCAUGGGGAUCCAUGUCUUCUGGACCUUGGGCACCAGGAAUGGGAGGGCAGUAUCCUACUCCUAAUAUGCCAUAUCCAUCUCCAGGGCCAUAUCCCACUCCUCCUCCUCCCCAGGCACCAGGGUCAGCACCACCUGUUCCAUGGGGCACUGUGCCACCAGGAGCCUGGGGACCACCAGCACCAUAUCCUGCCCCUGCAGGAUCGUAUCCCACACCAGGACUCUAUCCUACUCCCAAUAAUCCUUUUCAAGUGCCUUCAGGACCUUCUGGUGCUCCACCAAUGCCUGGUGGCCCCCAUUCUUACCAUUAAGUUAACAGUGGAUGAAGAGAUGGCGCUUUGCUUUUUGAAGUACAUAUAUAUGCAUGUGAAUGCAUAUAUAAAAAUUGCUGGUUUCACUAUUCUUAGAGGGCAUUCAUGAAAGAACAACUCUUGCACCUCUCAGAAGAUAUCUGCCUCUUGGAUGUGUAGUACAGAACAUAGAAGAUAAAAACAUAGAAGUAAAUCAUUCAGGUGUGAUUUUAUUUGGUUUUCAUGGGGGGGGGAAGUGAUUAAAUUGAAUAACUCUUUGAUACGAUUUGUUUAAAUUAUGAAACUACACAUUUAGAAAUCUAAGAUGAUAUGAAUUAUUGUUAAAAUAUUUUGCCAAUGAAGUUGCAGAUUCUAGGUAUUUUUCUAUAAUCACUCCCCUCCCCAAAUAAACUUCAAAAACAAUCACAUUAUAAUUUAAACAAAUGAUGCCUCUGAACAUUUUGAGCUGCUUUGUGUGAUAAAUAAACGUAGUCCUCUUAUGGUUUUAUUUUGGAUAUACAUUUUAAAACUAAUUAUUGUUGGAUAUUGAGUUCAUUCUCCAGCCACUGCUCAUUUUUAUCCUCAAAUAUUUAGUAAAAACUUGUGAUUUGUUUUAUUUUUGCCAUGUGGAUCAUAUAACUCAACUCUAAAAUCUGCCUUUAUGAAAACUAAUUUUAUUUUGCAUGGCUGGGAAUAGAGCCCAGGGCCUCACACAUGUUAAAUGCCCCCACUCGGCUACACCCAUAGCCCUAACUCUUUUUUUUUUUUUUUUUUUCUUUUUAAUCCACUCAGAGAGAUAUGUAAAUUACAUUCUUGGAGAGCUGAUAUCUGUUUGUAUUACUUUAGGAUGAAUUAUAAGUUAUGCAUAUUGCUUUGGGAAGAGCUCAAGGAAAGAAUUGUUUUGGGUUAAACCUCAAACCAAAUUGCUUCAUUGCAACAAGUAGUUUUCGUUCCCACCAAACCUGAGGCAUAUCUUCUGCCCAGACCAUUCCCUGAAGUCUCCCUCCACCCCCCAGUUCUUUAGAAGGAAUACAUCUCUAAUGACUCCCUUAUAUAGAAAACUGGCACACACUGGGGAGUCUGUUAUCAGAUCAUAUAGAAUAUAUAGCAGUUAUGUUUGGAGAACUUUAAGUCAUAGAGACAUGACUGUUCUCUUUGUACAAGUGUGAAUCAAAAAUGUUUCUGUCUUUCAGAGUCUGGUUAAGCUAUGUCAUUGUCUCCUGCAUAGUUUCCUGAAUCUGUAAAGUAUUUAUGGCUAACAGUUAAGUUCUGUAUUUGUUGUCAGGGAGAUAAGUGGAAUUGAGUACCAUUUUUGAAAACAUUAUCUUAUACAGUGAAAAUAAUAAAUUGUAGAUCUCUGCAACUGAGUUUAAAGCAGUGUGACUGUGUUGCUUAAAUAUUGUUUAUAACUACCAAAACAGCUUUGGUUGCUUUUUGGCACCUUGCCUUUAAAUCAGUCUUAGAUUUGGGAUAGAUCUGACUUUAUUUAUCAAGUAACAUUUUGAAAUUUUGAAUGUAUCCAUUGGGUUACUAAAAUAUAUUGUGGAUUUCUCAAAUGAAUAUAGAAAAGAUUUAUGCUGGAGCUCUGUUUUUUAUUUGAAAUAAAAUAUUCAGUAGUUUAUUUCUCCAGUAAUUAAAAUGUCAAGAAUGCCUAGAGCUGCCAGUUUAAUGAUUUGAUAGCUACCUCCUUUUAAGAAAAGAAUAUGGUCACCUUUUGAAAGGAACAUCAGCAUUUAAACCUCCCUUAUUUUAAGCAGGUGAUAGAUUCAAGCUUUCAGAAUUGGCAAAGGUAGAAACUAAUUUAUUUAGAUGUCUUCAGACUGGGAAAUGUUCUUAGCUCUUACAUAGUGGCAAGAGUAGUCUUUUGUUGUUGUCGUUCUUUCAGUUCUUUAUAAGGACAGGUAGUAGCUAUCUAUUCACAAGACUCUUAGGACCUUGGUCAAAAUAGUCUCCAGUCUGCAAAACAAGUAACCUUAGGUAUCAUAGCCUAAAUCAUCAGUCAGUAUUCAGCUGUCAGUGAACUGGAAGGAUAAGAUAGGAAAAUGAGAUAGCAGCAAAGAUACCUCUAUUCAUAGUUAUUUUGACUGACCCAAAUUGAGAUUACUCCAGCUUUAGGUGAAAUUUUUAAUGUAACACCACUAAAAAAGGUAGCAAGUGUGGAAAUCUGUAAUUGUGGAGUCCAUUUAUUACAGGAAAAAAUCUUUUGCUAAAGAAUUUGAAGGGCCAUGAAGCCAAGAUUUGAAGUAACUACUCCUAAAUGUAUUUAAUAACGUUGAAGUAACUACUCCUAAAUGUAUUUAAUAACAUUGCUAGUGACCCAUAGUGCCAUUUUAACUAUGACUUUGUUUCCAAGGACUUUAUGACUGGUACUUCGAUCUUUGUAGAACUCAUUUCUCCAAUUGUCCAGGGUUUGCAGUGGGGAUGUCUCAAUUCUUGUGGGUACUCUGGGCCAAAAGAUUAUAGGUUUAGGGUGGAAAUAAGAAAAGCAAAAGUUUCAGUAAACAAAUGAGGAAAUAGCAUAUGGGAUUUUCCUCUUUGUAGGAGAAUAAUGCUUUUAAAACAAGUCAUACCUGAUGUAAUGGCACAUGCCUGUAACCCCAGUGACUUGGGCGGCUGAGGCAAGAGAUCUCAAGUUUGAGGCCAACCUCAGCAACUUAAACCCUAUCUAAAAAAGAGUUGGGGAUGUAGCUCAAUGGUAAAGAGCCCCUAGUUGAAAUCCUCAGUACCAUAAAUAAAUAUAUAAAUAAAACAAGUCAGGCUAGGCCAAGAUUGGUUUAUGGAAAAACGUUGGCAAGCAUAUUUGGUCUUAAGGGAUACACAUCAAAUAUGAUAUGUUUACAUUUGGGUUUCAUAUAAGAAUUUCUAAAUAAAUUUGAUAAAAAUAAUUGGACUAUGUUCAGGAAUAAUGGUGUUCUGGAGUUAGAAUCCUUUUUUAAGUUUUAAAAUAUUGAAUCCACAAAUAACCUUGAAAAACAGAAACCUAGACCUUAGAUCCCACUCACACACAAUUAUUAAAAAUUCAAUACUCCUUAAAGGAGGACUUCAUCCAGGCAUGGUGGCACAUUCCUGUAAUCUCAGUGACUCAAGAAGCUGCAGCAGGAGGAUCUCAAUUUCAAAGCCAGCCUAAGCAAUUUAGGGAGACUCUGUCUCAAAACUUUAAAAGUGUAGGGUAUGUGGCUUAGUGAUUAAGUGCCCCUGGGUUCAAUCCCCAGCACCUAAAUAAUAAAUAAUGAAGGAUUUUCAAAAAUACGUGGACUUGUCCAGGUCUCACCUGCCACCUUUUCAUGCUUUUGAAGAUGCUGUUUACAGCUCUGACUUAUUGUGUAAAGAAUAUAUUGAUUAUUCAGGAAUAAACAUUUUUUAAUUAGCCAAGAACCAUCUUCCUUAUUUGUCCAUUUUGCCAUUGUUUUCAGUAGAGAAUAAUAGUUCAAAGAAGCAAAGAGGUAAAUUUUUGGCCUAAGUCACAAUUACAAUGAAAUAUUUUCUAUAAGUCAGUUUGCCCAUGAUAUACAUUACCUCAGAAAUAAUUAGUGCUGCCUUUUAUCCUCAAAUGUACAGUUUUUGAAUCUUGGUAUAGGUGAAAAUAACUCUACUUAAAGUUUCCAUUAAGACUGGUUUGCAUAUCAGUCCGUUGCCUGCACUUCUAAAUAAUCAGUGCCAGUGUCUUUCUCACCCCAGGUGAGGUAGAACCAGCUUCAUCAAAUGCCAGGUCACAGAUUUCAGAAGUUACACACAGACCUUCAAGUAUUACCAUUAUUUGAAAAGCGUAAACCUAAAUUUGGAAAAAUCACUAAUAAAGUGCUUAGAAAAUGGUGGGCAUCCUUCAAGGGAAGACUAUAAUCUUAGUAAAGCAAUAUUAUUAAAAGACAGACAUUGUUCUUUUUAUUUUCAGAAUUCUGCCAAGGGAAACAAAAAUUGCCAAUAAAAUAACCAGUAUUAAAAUUGCAUGCAAACUUCUGGCUAUAGAAAACAUCUGAGGGCUGUGUUCAUUCAGCAGACACUUAUACGUCUGAUCAGGUGCUAUGCCAGAGGCCAGAGAGUUGCAAGCAAAUCCCAGUCCUUGAGGGGGUCCUAGUCUAGGGAUGACCUUACAGAAUUCAUUAGUACACUCAUUAUUAGUUACCUAUUAUAAGAAUAUUUUAGGAGAGCUGCUGUUGGAAAUUACAAAUCACGUUUUGGAGCAUUUUAAAGGACAGCGGGUGUGAUGACCUUAUUUUUGUUUUUUUUUUUUUUUUAACUUAGAAAACAUGUUUCCAGAAGUUAGUGUUGAUCAAUGUAGCUAUUUGAGUGUGCAGAGUAAUAGGGUGUUUUCCCCCCUCAGACUUCCUCUGGUUAAAGGCACUUUCCACUGCCUGUCACUGAUUAGCAGGUACAAAUUUGUUGUCAUUAAGUAAACUUGAUUUAUGUGUGCUCUACAAAGGUUUUUUGUAACUUUUCUUAAAAUUGUGAUUUUUUUCAUUGACUUAAUGACAAACUUAAUGUAUGUAAUUGUCUAUGCAUUUUAAGUUACACUGCCUAAAAUGUGAUUUAAGACAUAUACAUUUGUUUGUAUUAUGAACUGUAAGCAAUCUGAGAUGUUAGGUUUUAUCACCUGCUGCUGUAUCUGUAAACAAAGACAAAUGUUGCUUUAAGAAGUAAUUAUAAUUAGGAGUAGGCUAUGGAUGUGAUACUUGAUAUUUUUUAAGAUAAACUUGUUUGCUUUUGUGUAUUAUACCUGAAAGCUUUUUUUAAAAAAUGUAUUUUCAUGGUU